Molecule: messenger RNA, 4917 nt
Organism: Nilaparvata lugens (brown planthopper)
Lineage: Eukaryota; Metazoa; Arthropoda; Insecta; Hemiptera; Delphacidae
Product: adenylate cyclase-like
Biological process (GO): signal transduction
Molecular function (GO): protein binding
Source: RefSeq, a predicted model, not a curated record
AUGUCGUCUUCACCAACUCGAUCCUCGUCCUCCUCGAUGAGGACGACAGGGCAUCUCAGCAUGAGCCGCCUGUGCGUCAUCGGCCCCCACAUCUCGACCUCCGCUUUGGCAAUCACGAUUCCUUGUCGUCCCAGCAGCUCGCCCAGCAAAGGAUUCGCUCUGCCAAUUGGAACGCAACCACUCAUCCUCCUCCCAAACCUCGUUCCACAGCUUGAACGCUACAUUCGAUCAACCACGGGAACCUCGCAUGCUGAUCUCGAUGUCAGUGAUAUUGUCGGCAGGCCCUCCCGCCACGCACGGCAAGCUCAACUUCACAUCGGCCUAUUUCACCUCUGGACGAGAACGAACUGUCACAGGUUGUCUCCCGGAGGGAAGGAAGUGUCGGCGAUUCCUGGCCCUCGGCACCAAUGCUAUCGCACCCCCAGCAUCAUGAGAUCAGUCCCUGGCUAUUUGACGGCAAUGAGGCCUCCAAGCCGCCCACCGUCCUCGUGCCAAUACGGGCAGCGAGCGCGGCAACUAUGCGCCCUCCUCUUCCAUGGCUCCGUUGCUCCUAGUUCUCUCAAGCCUUCGCAGUCUAUAGCCUCCUUUCGCCCCAACACCCCACCCUCGGCUAGCACAUCAACUAGCACUCUGGCCGGACUUCGGGAGACCCCUCCGGCCAGUCAUCACGGCAAAAAGUCCAAGAACCCCUUCCAUUUCCUCAAGAAGAAGUCACCUCGGUUCUCAAAGACAAUCAGUCGGCCACUCAAAUCACGAGACGCUGUCGUCGUCGGCUUCAUCCGUGCGACCCCAGACCGCGAAUCAGAUUCCACAGCCGCUGCGACCAGCCUUGGCUCGAUUCGAGCCGUUCUCUCAUCUCACUUCGCCGUCCUCAGCCUCAUUACGGCCGACACACCCUCUUCUAUCCCGCCGGCGUUUUCAGUUAAUCCAUGGAUAUCAACUCUUGCCACUCGCCAGGAUAGCAUGCCGCAAGCUUUCAGCGGAGAAGAGCAAGAUUACGAUCUCCGCGCUGCCGAGGCCAUGCGCAAGGAGCGCAAAAAGAUGCGUGGCGUGCUCCCUCACAUGGUCGAGAGAGGGAAAAGUCGCAACCACGACGACCCUGAUGGUGGUCGCGAAGGAUCAAAUGGUAAUACUCAGCUGCAGGCGACGGGUCUAGACGUGGAGCUGUCGCUAGACACCAACUUUGAUCAGAUUGAUGACAUCGUCGACACGUCUAUCGCACGCAACCGACAGAUGGGUGGCUCAAUGAACGAUGGCACGUUGGCCUCCAGCCCAUCAGCCUAUCUCGAUUCGGCCAAUAGCAGCGAUACAGCGCUCGUUCGCACCCCGUCCUCCUCGUACUCAUCACUGGCCGACCAGCGUCAGGCCUCGCUGAGUUCCACCUUGGCUAGCUCGCAGCAGUCGAGUGAAUCGGGCAUGCGUGGCUCCGUGCGCUCCUCGAGGUUUUGCGCUGCCCUCACCACCUGGCUCGCAAGCGGGCUUCGCUCUGCUGAUGGGCGGCCGUUGCAGAUCAACAUCAACCGGCCGGGUCUCCGUCGCAUCAGCCUAGCUGAGGCGCAGCAGCACCAGCAGCUGCGCCGCGUUUCCACGAGCAUGCGAGACAUUGGCGAAGGCGUCUCUCCAACGUCGUCGUCGCCCAACCUUCCACGGAGAGCUCAUCCGGUGCGGCAGAGGCUGCAAAAGAUGUCAACGGAGGGGCCAAAGUGGCAUGCUAUCAGUCUUGCUGAUGUGCGCAAGGGCAGCAUAACUUCGGCACACAGUACGCGUUCUCACCACAGCGGCAUCUCUCCAAAGACUUCGUACGCCGACCUUCCGGCCGCAUUCCAUGAUCGAUCUAGGCCUGCAGGUGGAUGGACUCCUGGAUCCGACAACAUUAAUGGUCGUGGAGCCCAACUACCAUUUCCCCCCCACAGAUCCGUCAUCAGCAGCUGCACUCGCAAUGCGGAAUCUAGUGCCAGCUCUGCUGGCCAGGCGGCCAGCUCAAGCUGGAUGGCACCAGACUCUUCAGUACAGCCGGACCAAGCGCGCGACUAUCUUCGUGAUGAUAAUGUAGAUGGAGAAGGGGAUGACGAUGAUGACGACCAAGACGCUGGCACUAGUGUCGUCCGUGAUCGCAGGGGCUCAAGCUCGGGAUUGAGUGCCGUGACUAACCCAGGCAUGUACCGAUCCGGCUCCUCUGAUCCCUAUUACAAAGCUGCAUCGACUGGAGGAUCCCGUCGAGGCACAGAAGAGUCUAUCGAUCCCAAAUCGAUCGUCUCAGCGAGACAUCCAAGCACGCAGGAUUCGACAACAGUGGCAGUGUGGAAUUCUCGAGACCGCCCAUCCGAUUCCCUCACCUCAGCUCCCCAGGUCCAACAAAGCUCCUCUGGCCGGCCCUCGUCCCGAGGAGGAUCGCUGGCUGCUGCAGGAGCCCACGCUGCUGCCGCUGCUGCAGGCAAGCUGGGCUUACAUCGACCAUCCAAGCAUCGCUCUACCCCCCGCCCCAAUACUGCCGGCUCGAUCGGUGCCGCUCGUUCCCGCAGGCGAGUCUAGCCCCAGUUCCGACCGUUACCGAGGACGACCUGCUAUCUCCAACCUCACCAAACGCGAGUCAGGUGCAAUUCGGCGUCCGGCACAGGCGGUGGCACCCCUACUGGCAAGAAUCACUUCAUCCGAAUCUACAAGACAGACGACUCGUUUGCCACCUUGUCAUGCUCGGUGGUUUCGACAGCGUCCGAGGUGCGCACCAUCUUGGCACGCAACCUGACGAAUGAUUCUGGCGCAUUCCGUCUCUUUGUACGACAAGGGCUCCGAAAGACCCUGGGUAGUUCGGACAAGCCGGCUCAGCUUCAGCGUCGUCGUCUGAUCCAAGCUGGCUCUGAGGCCGAUGGCCUGGAGGAUCUUGGGAGAGAUCUGUCCUACCUGCUGCGGUUUGUCUUCCGUCCAGACAGUGUUCCCAACUUUGAUUCCGAGUCUUUCGGGAACAGCGAGCACACUUUUCAGCACCUUGAUCCGGGGCGCAACCUGGAAAUGGUUCCGAUCUUCCUCUACCGCCACGCUGACUAUGUGAGCCUGGAUCUGUCAGGCAAUCCUAUGUCAGACUUGCCGCUGGACUUUAUCCAACUGUGCUGCCUGCGUACGCUCAGGCUUUCCAAUCUGGCACUGAAGCGCAUCCCGCAGAGCAUUAAGCACAGCGAGACGUUGACUCACCUCGAGGUGUCGAACAAUCGUAUCUUUGAGCUCGGCCUCGGUCUUGACAGCAUUCCCGAGCUCAAAUCGAUCAAGGUGCAGAACAACCGUCUGUUCGACCUGCCGCCCUACUUUGCCGACAUGAGCACUCUUCGAUACCACAUUUCCAACAACCGUUUUGAGCAGUUCCCCGAGGUCAUUUGCCAAGUGACCUCUGUGGACCUUGACAUUUCGUUCAACGCCAUAACAGCGUUGCCAGCUGAGAUCUCUACUGUUAAUCUUGAGCGCUUCAUUCGCGGCAACUCGGUCGAGGAGUUACCAGAGAGCAUGUCCGCGCUGGUAAGCUUGCGAACGAUUGACCUGCGUCAUUCCGUUCAAGACGUUUCGCCCCUCCUUGGUCUCCCGAAGCUUCAGGUCGUUCAGGCUGAGAACAACACCAAAGCCUUCGAGGCAACGCUGGGAUCGCAGCUCCGAACAAUCGAGCUUCGACACAACCCACUCAGUAAAGUCAAGAUCGCUGCAUUUACGACAUACCUCACUGCGCUCGAUCUGUCCUACAACAUGACCCGGCUUGAAGAGGACCUGUUUCCACAGUUGGCCGCCCUGUCGCAUCUGACAUUGGAUCGCAACCAGUUUAUUGUGCUCCCUGAGACGCUUGGCGAGCUGCAGAGGCUCGAGGUCUUAUCUUGCAACAACCACCUUCUUUCAACCUUGCCUGAGUCGAUCGGCAAGCUCAAGAGGCUGAAACUUUACGUGCACAACAACAAUCUCAAAACAAUGCCCACGAUGUGGGAUUGCGAGAGUCUAGAGUCGAUCAACGUGAUCAAUUUGCUUGAAUCGUUCCCUUCACCUGUCGUGAGAAGAGGGAGCGAGCCGGCUUUGAACGAGGCACGCAAGACGUCCGCCAGCUCAGCGACUACGACCGCCAAGACAGCAAUGGCCGAAGCUGUAGCGCACGCCGCCGAAGUCGCGCCUCUGUCAAGGAGCUUGAAGAAGCUGCGCCUUGGAGACAACCGACUUGGCGAUGACGUGUUCAGCGUGCUCUCAUUCCUUUCGGCUCUCGAGGUGCUCAACCAGUUCAACGAGAUCUUCGAGAUUCGAACUGCGGACUUUCAAAACGUCCAUCUGCGAGAGCUGUACGUUAGCGGCAACGACCUGAGCAGCAUUCCCGACGACCUCGAGUAUCUCCAAGAGCUGAGGAUCCUCCACCUCAACGGCAAUAAGCUCCAGACACUUCCUGCCGCUGGUCGCAUGGGCAAUCUUGCCAAUCUGGAUGUCGGCAACAACAUGCUCAAGUACAACAUUGCCACGCACUACGACUGAACUGGAUUCUCGAAUCCAGAGCUGCGGUACCUCAACCUGUCUGGUAACAAGCUUGAGAUCAAGUCAAAGCUGACUGAUGUUGGCGGACGUCGCACGAACAUGGCCGAUUUCAACAUUCUGAAGAACCUCCGCUUGCUGGGACUGAUGGAUGUCACCAUGCCGCUCCAGUCGAAUGCGACGCCGGACGAGUCUGACAACCGCCGUGUGCGCACUUCGCUAUCACAGAUCAACAACAUGGCUUACGGCAUCGCCGACGCGCUCGGAAAGCACGACAACCUGAGCAUCGAUCUUGUGGUACCCCGCUUCCGCAAGGAUGACAACGAAUGUCUGUUCGUAUUGUUCGAGGGCCGCGGUCACGACUCGUAUGUUGGAAGCCGUAUCGCUCGUUAUCUGGCCGAGUAUUAUUAUUAUUACCAAUCAUACUGA